CUCCAAGACAAUCUAAAUGAAGAACAUGAAGGCCAUCCGCCUCUUUCUACUGAACUUGCCUGUUGUGCUUGGCAUGGGGCACUGGUGUGAUCACACAGUUGAGGAACGGGAGGAAAGGAUCAUCUCUCCCCGUUUACAGCGUGAAGUGGACUGCUCUAGUGUGUAUCAGUACAACUUGCAGGGCUGGAGGCUAGAUGUGGACAGGAUGCGCCGUGAGCACGGAGGGGACGAUGGCAUUGCUGAAUACUACAGGCAACUGGGCGCCAAGGCUUCCUGCUAUCUAUACAAGCCAGCAGUGCUGGAGACCCAGUCUGUGAAUCGCACUGUGCGGAGGUGUUGUGAAGGCUGGAGUGGUCCUCGCUGCUCACAGGAGGUGGGGGCCAGAGGACAUUGUUACUCCACGUGGCGGUGUGAAGAGUUCCCUGGAGUGCACAACUCCUCCCUGAUGGUCCUGGAGCAGUGCUGUGGCAGCCAGUGGGGUCUCAGCUGGAAGAACGCCUCUGACCACAUGUGUCUGUCCUGUACCUACACACUGUUGCCUGACUCCCAGUCCUACCCUCUGCUGCGAGGGGGCUUGCUGGGGGGGCUUCGGGGCCCCCGGGGCUCAGCAACUUGCCUGACCUGGGGAGGGGUUCAUUACCGCACCUUCGACCGAACACACUUCCAUUUCCAGGGCAGCUGCACCUACGUCCUGGCCUCAUCCACUGACGGAACCUGGGCGGUGUACAUCAGUACUGUGUGCGAGAGCCGUGGGCGAUGCAGCAAGGCUUUGCGAAUGAUGUUAGGUCUCGACCUGGUGUCCAUCCAUCAAAGGAACAUAACUCUCAACGGCCACUUGGUUCCUCAGGGGAAGCCCCUAUUCCAGAAUGGGGUGAGCUUCCAAUGGCUGGGAGACUUUGUCUUUGUGGAGAGCGGCCUUGGCGUAAGAGUAAAGUUUGACAGGGCCAACACCAUCUAUCUGACCAUCACUGCAGAGCACAUGACUGCUACUAGGGGACUAUGUGGAGUCUACAACAAUAAAGCUGAUGAUGACUUCACUACACUAGCAGGACACGUGUCCCAGUAUGCAGCCAGCUUUGGGAACUCAUGGCGUGUGCCAGACCAGCAGCCUGAGGAGUGCAGUGAUGCGGCAGAGCUGGGCCACAGCUGUGACCUUGUUGGUGACGCGUCUCUGCGCAGGGAAGCUGAGGUGAUGUGUAGCAGGCUGCUGGAGAAGCCCUUCACCCAGUGUCACCGGCUGGUGGAUCCUGCACCCUAUGUUGACGCUUGCCGGUACCUGUGGUGCAGCCUGGUGGCCGAGGAGCGAGAGGGGGCGAGCUGCGACACGAUGGCCAGCUAUGCUCGCGAGUGUGCCCAGCAGCACAUCAUCAUCAGCUGGAGGAGCCCGGGGAACUGCGAGAGGACAUGUCCACAGGGGCAGGUGUUCUCCGACUGCGUGACAUCCUGCCCUCCCAGCUGCUCCUCCCCUUUGCCUCCUGGGCACGGACAGUGCCGGGAGGAAUGUGUGGGGGGAUGCGAGUGUCCCCCGGGUCUCUUCCUGCACUGGGGCACAUGUCUGUCCAGGGAAGACUGCCCAUGCUUCCAUCGCCGACACACCUACCACCCAGGGGACACCAUCAAGCAGAGGUGCAACACCUGUGUGUGCAGUGCUGGGCAAUGGCAGUGUUCCAGUGAGAAAUGUGCUGCUCAGUGCAGCCUUCUGGGCGGUUUACAAGUGACCACCUUUGACCAGAAGAGGUAUACCCUGCAGGGCGGUGACUGCAGCUUCACUGCAGUGGAGGACUUUGUGGAUGGGAAGCUGCUGGUGACCAUGAAGAGUGGGCCGUGUGUGACAGGGGGGCAGCAGGGCUGCCUGAGAGAGAUGUCCAUCACCGCACUCCACACCACCGUGACCAUUUCUGACACCGGUGCAGUGAUGCUGAAAGGUCAGCGGGAGGCCCUCCCCGUGGUGACAGCUGACCUGGCGGUCCGGCGUGCCUCCUCCUCUUUCCUUGUAAUCCAGGCCUUUGGGGCCAUGCUGCUGUGGUACCUUGACGGACCUUUUGCCCUGGUCACCCUCCAGCCUGGAUUUGCCCAUAAGGUUCGAGGGCUAUGUGGCACGCUGACUUGGAGUCAGUCUGACGACUUCACCACCCCCGAGGGAGACAUAGAGAACAGUGUUUUCUCAUUCGCCAGCAAAUUUGCCCUGGGGGGCUGCCAGCCUGCCCCAACAGUGGGCCUUGACCCCUGUGCCACCUAUACUCAGAGAAGGCGAUUUGCAGAGGGCAUCUGCGCUGUCAUCCACAGCACUGUGUUCCAGUCCUGCCACGAUGCGGUGGAGAGGGAGCCAUAUGUGCUCCUGUGCCACACGGAGGUGUGUGGGUGCGACCCCCAUGGGCAGUGCCAUUGCACCGCCCUCACUGCCUAUGCCCGCCACUGUGCCCAAGAGGGGGUGCCCAUCCGCUGGAGGAAUCACACUUUCUGUCAGGUACAGUGCGCUGGGGGGCAGGUGUACCAAGAAUGUGGACCCUCCUGCGGGGGCACCUGCACAGACUUGCGCCAGGGCUGGAGUUGUGAAGGGGAGGCCUCCAGCUGUGUGCCAGGCUGCCAGUGCCCAUCUGGGCUGGUGCAGGACGACCAUGGGCAGUGUGUGCCCAUCGUCAUGUGUCCUUGCAUACACAGAGACAAAGUGUACCAACCUGGCAGCACCGUACAGAACAAUUGCAACACCUGCGUCUGCGAUCGAGGGGUGUGGAACUGCACCCAGGAUCGCUGUCCUGCGCUGAACCGGUGCCCCAGGGGGCUGCUUUACGCUCCUCGCUCCUGCCUGCGCACCUGCUCGAGCCUGGACGUUCCCUCGGAACCCUGCGCUGCUCCCCUGCAGGGCUGCGUCUGCCCCAACGGAACCGUACUGCUGGACGACCGCUGCGUGCCACCCACGGACUGUCCUUGUCACCACAACGGCAGACUGCACUACAACAAUGACACCAUCAGCAGGGACUGCAACAUAUGCGUGUGUUGGGAGCGGCACUGGCAUUGUGGACAUGCCCUCUGCGCGGGCACCUGCGUGGCUACGGGUGACCCCCACUACGUGAGCUUCGAUGGGCGCUUCUUCUCCUUCAUGGGGGACUGUGAGUAUAUACUGGCACAGGAGAGCAACGGCCAGUUCAGCGUCAGUGCUGAGAACGUGCCCUGUGGCACCAGCAGGGUCAGCUGCACCAAGUCUGUCACCUUCACCGUGGGCAACACUGCCAUUCACCUGCUCAGAGGAAAAGCAGUGUCUGUGAACGGCGUUCCCGUGACCCUCCCCAAGACAUACUCCGGCAGCGGACUGCAGCUGGAGCGAAUCGGCCUCUUUGUGUCCCUCUCCUCUCGGCUCGGGGUCUCUCUACUGUGGGACGGAGGCAUGCGGCUCUACAUCCGCCUCGCCCCCAAGUUCCGGGGCCGAGUCGGGGGGCUCUGCGGGAACUUUGACGGGGACACCGAAAACGACUUCGCCACGCGACAGAGCAUCGUGGAGUCCACUUCCGAGCUCUUCGGCAACUCCUGGAAAGUGAACCCAUCUUGUCCCGACAUCCAGACUGAGGACCUCCGGAACCCGUGCACCGAGAACCCUCACCGGGUGACAUGGGCGAGGAAGCGCUGCGCCGUCAUCGGCCAGGAGCUCUUCUCCCCGUGCCACGCAGAGGUGCCCUUCCAGCAGUUCUACGACUGGUGUGUCUUCGACGCCUGUGGCUGCGACUCGGGCGGUGACUGCGAGUGUCUCUGCACGGCCAUCGCCGCCUACGCCGAGGAGUGCAACCGCAGGGGCGUCUACAUCCGCUGGAGGUCCCAGGAGCUCUGCCCCCUGCAGUGCGAGAACGGACAGGUGUACCAAGCCUGCGGCCAGGCCUGCGCGCCCACCUGCCCCAGCUAUGCACGGAGCCCCGAGUCCCCCUGCAGCGCCCUCUCGUGCGUGGAGGGCUGCUUCUGCGCCCCGGGGACCGUGUGGAAUGGCGAUGGAUGCGUCGCUCCCUCCUCUUGCCCCUGUGAGUGGGGCGGCUCCCAGUUUCCCCCAGGGGCCUACAUCCAUCAGAACUGUCAGAACUGCACGUGCCAAGCUGGAAGCUGGCAGUGCGAGGGCUCUCCAUGCGUCCCCUCGCCACCCUGUCUCGAGUCCGAGUACCGGUGCGCGGGGGGGCGCUGCAUCCCGUCACUAUGGGUGUGUGACAAUGAGGACGACUGCGGCGAUGGCUCAGAUGAGCAGUGUCCAGCCACCUACUGCGGCGAGGGCUGCGGGCCCGGGGAGUUCCUUUGUGCGGGUGGCCCCUGCGUGCCGUACCUUCACCGUUGCGAUGGGCAUGAGGACUGCGCCGACCUGAGCGACGAGCGGGGGUGUGCGUGCGCGCCGGGGGAGUUGCAGUGCCCCGACGGUCAGUGCAUACCCGCCGAGAGGGUGUGUGAUGGGACCAGGGACUGCCCCUCUGGCACGGAUGAGGACGUCUGUCUCGGCGGAGUGACCUGCGCUCCAGGUCAGUUCUCCUGCGCCGAUGGAACCUGCGUGUCGCGGCUCCGGCUCUGCGAUGGUCUGGCCGAUUGUCUGGGGGGGGAGGAUGAGAAUCACACCGGCUGCCGAGAUGUCACAACCGCGCCAGUCACCAAGGCCCCACCGGUGUCGCCCCUCUCCCCACCCGUGCCCACGCCUAGCUGCAGGCAGCACGAGUUUCGCUGUGCCAGUGGCCACUGCAUCCCACUGGCCUGGCGCUGCGAUGGGGAGACAGACUGCCCAGAUGGAGAUGAUGAGCUGGCCUGUGGGGGGCGCUGCAGCCCAGGUCAGUUCCCCUGCCUGUACGGGGGGCAGUGUGUGGACCACCAGCAGCUGUACAAGACUGUCCCACCACCACCCACCCACAGGAACACGAGCCAGGCCUGCCCAGAGCACACCUGCCUCGAUGGCACCUGUCUUACUUUCAAAGAGGUUUGCAAUGGCAUCCCGGAAUGUCCCGAUGGAGCACUAGGACUGGGGAGAAGCCCCUCGGAUGAAGAGGGCUGCCGGAGCUGGGGCCCCUGGGGGCCCUGGGGGCCCUGUAGCCACUCCUGUGGGUCUGGAUUCCAGAGCAGGCAGAGACGGUGUCCCCCAGGAGAUUCUCUCCGUCAGUGCAGAGGAGAGGACGUGCAGAAGCAGGACUGCUUUUCCGUCUCCUGCCCAGUUGAUGGAGCGUGGUUGCCAUGGGUUACGUGGUCAAACUGCUCCGAGGGGUGCGGCGGUGUCGUCAUACGACAGAGGGAGUGUUUCCCACCUCGGAACGGGGGCAGGACUUGCACAGAGCUGCCUGAAGAGUCACCCAUUGCCACCGAAAUCGAACCCUGCCCCCGGGACGGAUGUGCCAACACCACAUGCCACGGCGAACUCAUUCCAAGGACCUGUGUCCCCUGCCCCCUCACCUGCACCCACCUGGCCAGCGAGAGCGCCUGUGAUGGUAACGCCAGCUGCUUUACAGGAUGCUGGUGCCCUGAGGACAAGGUGAUGAACCAUGCCCACCUGUGUGUGAGGCCAGAGGAGUGCCUGUGUGAAGUUUCCGGGGUGCGCUACUGGCCUGGGCAGCAGGUGAAGGUGGGCUGUGAGAUCUGUACCUGUGACAGAGGAAGACCCCAGCACUGCAGACCCAACCCUGAGUGCUCAGUGCAUUGUGGGUGGUCGGCUUGGUCUCCGUGGGGGGAGUGCCUGGGGCCGUGCGGCGUUCAGUCUGUGCAGUGGUCCUUCCGCAGUCCCAACAAUCCCAGCAAGCACGGCAACGGGCGCCAGUGUCGGGGCAUCUACCGCAAGGCCCGCCGGUGUCAGACAGAGCCCUGCAAGGAGUGUGAGUUCAAGGGCCGGGGCUACACUGUAGGGGAGCACUGGAAGACGGGACCGUGCCAGCUGUGCCACUGCCGGCCCAACCUGACCAUUCGCUGCAGCCCCUACUGCCCGCACGCUGCUGGCUGCCCCCAGGGACAGACACUGAUACGAGGAGAGGGAGAGCAGUGUUGCUACUGCCAUAAUGCUACCAUGUCCCCUGUUCCUGUCAGCACUGUGACUUCCGCACCUAGAGAGCCGCCCACACCCCCGAUCCCCACAUUUCCCCUCCCAGCUGAAGAGGAAUGCUGGACUCCUCUUGGGGUUCAGCACCUCCCAGACUCCAGUUUCAGUGCCUCCUCCUACCAGCAAGGUCAUCCGCCAUCAGCGGGGCGACUCUUUGCCCGUAACUCCCACAGCGAUCUGCAGGGAUGGAGCCCCGAACCCGAUCAGUACCGUGAACUACCGCGAUGGGUCCCUGAGGGUCAUUACAGUGGCCACAGUGUGCAGCCCCCGUACCUGCAGCUGGACAUGCUGCAACCUCACAACAUCACUGGUAUAAUAACCCAGGGCGGAGGUGCAUUUGACACGUUUGUGUCAAGUUUUUACCUCCAGUUCAGUGACGAUGGGACACAUUGGUAUACCUACCAGGAGCUGGUCACUGAUGCUCGCCCAAGAGCAAAGGUGUUCCUGGGUAACCGUGACGACAGCGGCACAACAGAGGUGCGGCUGGACAGGAUGGUGUCCGCCCGCUUCGUGCGUGUUCUGCCUCACGACUUCCAAAACGGCAUCUACCUGAGAGUGGAGCUUCUGGGUUGUGGAACAGGUGCGUGCACGGAGGCGGCUCGCCGCUGUGACGGAGUUCCCGACUGUCCUGACGGGGCCGACGAAAGGGGUUGCUCCCCCGAGGAACACGUCGCCACAGCGCACCCUGGAGAGGACAGGACCGGGGGGAACGGCAGCGAAGUGCACAUCACGCCCACUCCCUCCCCCCUCAGGACACCCCACAUGGCUGCCGUUACCGCCACAACAGCGGGAGAGCCCAGGCUCCGAGGGCCCUGCACCUCCCCCCUGGGCCUGGAGGACGGGCGCGUCCGGUACGGCCAGCUGACCGCAUCUACGUACCGAGAGAACAACCCCGCCGAUGCUGGGCGCCUCAACAUCGUUCCCAAUGUCCUGAUCAUGGAGCCGGGGUGGAGCCCCCUUCCAGAUGACCCACAGCCGUACUUCCAGGUGGACUUCCUGGAGCCCGUAUGGGUGUCAGGGGUGGUGACGCAGGGCAGCGAACGGAGGACCGAAGGGUACCUCAGCAAAUACCGCUUGGCCUUCAGCCUGGACGAGAUCCAUUUCGCAGACUACACGGAAAACACAGAAAGGGAUGCCCAAGCCAAGGUUUUCAAGGUGCACAUGGUGGGCAGGACUCCUGUCACCCACUGGUUGGACCGCCUGGUGAAGGCCCGCUACCUCCGUAUCAUCCCGGUGGAAUUCCAGCACACGUUUUACUUGCGUGUGGAGAUCCUGGGCUGCGGAGAAGGGACCACAGGAGCCCCUGGUCUCCAGGAUCACACGAGUCCUGCAGGGCGCUGGACCCCGACAACCGCGGGCCCGGGGCUGCACACUAGAGAGCCUCAUGACGGGCAGCCUGGACUGACCACAUCCCUGCCCCUCACCACGGGGCUCCACUCAUUUACCACCACUGGUCCAGGCACUGGGGUGCAGCCGCUGGGCCCCCCUUCUGGACCACCUGGCUUGCUCACAUCCCCAUCAGCAGUAACAGGCCAUCCAGCACCUCCUCCAGGAAUUUUGGUGACGACGGAGCGCCCCCUAGUGCCCAGACCCUGCUCUGCGAAGCAGUUCUCGUGCGGCAGCGGGGAAUGCGUGCACAUGGACCGGAAGUGCGACUUGAAGAGGGACUGUCUUGACGGUUCUGAUGAGAAUGACUGUGUGGACUGUGUGCUGUCAUCCUGGACGCAGUGGAGCCAGUGUAGUGUCACGUGUAGCCUGGGUUCCCUCUUCCGUCAGCGAGAGGUGGUGCGGGAGGCCCGGCCGGGCGGGGAGUGCGGUGGGGCGCUGUUCGACAGCCGCGCCUGCUUCGCACAGGCCUGCCGAGUGGACGGUCAGUGGUCAGAGUGGACCGAAUGGUCCCAGUGCGAUGCCCCCUGUGACGGAGGCGUGCGGAUGAGGAACAGGACCUGCUCGAACCCACCGCCCAAGAACGGCGGGCGUGACUGCGAGGGUAUGACCCUGCAGACACACAGCUGUAACGUCCAGCCAUGUCGGCCCGGCGAAGAGACGCAGAGAGGCUGCAGCAGCGGCAUGGUGCUGGUGACUGAGGAAGACUGCCAGGCUGGUAGAGCAGAGUCCUGCCCUAGAACCUGUAUGAACGUUUCAUCCCAGAGCAACUGCACCCUCCACUGUGUCUCAGGAUGUCGAUGUCCCGCUGGUCAGUACCUGCAUGAGGGGUGGUGUGUGAGAGCCAGCCAGUGCCCUUGCUACUGGGAUGGGAAGGUCCUUCAGCCUGGAGAGAAGCUCAUCAAGGGGAACUGCACCACAUGUGUGUGUCAAGAUGGGCAGGUCUCCUGUGAUGACUCCGCAUGUAAGGCCAGCUGCGACUGGUCGACCUGGUCUUCCUGGGCACCUUGUGACAGUACCUGUGGGCUCGGAGUGCAGCAGCGGUACAGGUCUCCCACGACAGAAACUGAACCCUGCCCCGGCGACUCCGCAGAAGCCCGACAUUGUUUCACCCCUUGUCCUGACCAGCAGGGGGCGGAAUGGGGUGAGUGGACUGCCUGGUCUGAGUGCAGUAAGACCUGUUUCCUGCACGUAGACGAGGUGGGACUUAGGAAGCGAUUCCGCACCUGUAACAGCACAGAAAGCACCCUCUGCCAGGGGGAGGCGGAGGAGCACGAACCCUGCAACACCAUACUGUGCCCAGUGGCUGGCGUGUGGUCGCCCUGGUCGCCAUGGUCCGACUGCUCCUCGGAGUGCGACUCGGGGGCCCAGACCAGAUGGCGCACGUGCAACUCGCCUCCGCCCCAGUACGGCGGGGAAAGGUGCCCUGGGCCGCACAUGCAGACACGGGACUGCAACACGCAGCCCUGCGCAGAGAUUUGUCCCAAAGGGAUGAGCUACAUGACAGCAGAGCAGUGUCACGCCCAGGGAGGGCCGUGUCCACGCGUGUGCCUGGACAUGACGCCCACCGUGCAGUGCGCCACGUCCUGCUACGACGGUUGCUACUGCUCCGCGGGGCUCUACCUGCUCAACAACUCCUGCGUACCCCUGGCCGAGUGUCCCUGCUACCACCGGGGGCUGCUGCACACCCCAGGAACCAGCGUGACCCUGGACGCCUGCAACAACUGCACCUGCAGCGACGGAGAGAUGGACUGCGGCACGGCGCCCUGCCCCGUGGACUGUGGCUGGAGCAGCUGGACCGCAUGGAGCGCCUGCAGCCGGACGUGUGACGUUGGCGUGAGGAGACGGUACCGCUCAGGGACCAAUCCUGCGCCGGCGUUCGGGGGGCGUGCCUGCGAAGGGGACCGAGUCGGGAUGGACACCUGCAGCCUGGAGCCCUGCCAAGGUGCAAAGGAGCCUUGGGGUGCGUGGUCAGAGUGCUCGGUGCCGUGCGGCGGAGGUUACAGGAACCGGACCAGGGGGGUCCCCAGAAUCCAUGGCAUGGCCCAGCAGUUCAGCGCUUGCAACGUGCAUCCAUGCGGACACGAGCCGAGCUGCCCCGGGGAGCAGCGGCGGGUCCCCUGCGUGCAGGGCCCGGUGGCUUGCGUUGACCUGGGGACGCAUCCGGACAACGGAAGCUGCAUCGCAGGCUGUCGGUGUCCCGGCGGCCUGCUGCUCCAGGAUGGGAAGUGUGUCGAGGAGUCUCGGUGCCGCUGCCACGUGGACGGGGAGCAGUAUGAGCCGGGCGACGUCGUCCCCAGCGACUGCAGCAACUGUCUCUGCCUGUGCGUCUGAGCCGGUUCUUCUGCCCACUCCGUCUCCACAGUGGACGGGAACUGGUCUGCCUGGACCCCCUGGAGUGAGUGCGCGGUCUCCUGUGGACCAGGCCUGCGGUCUCGCUAUCGCUUCUGCUCCAAUCCAACACGGUCCGGCACCGGGCUGCCGUGUAUCGGACCCGACCGGCAAGAUGAACUCUGCGUUCAGGCUCCUUGCGACCGUGACGGGGGCUGGGGCGAAUGGACCGCUUGGACAGAGUGCACGAAGUCGUGCGGCGGGGGUGUGCGGAGCCGCAGACGGGAAUGCGACAGCCCGACACCCCAGGGAGACGGAGAUUACUGCGAAGGCCGGAGCACCGAGAUCAGCCCCUGCAACACGGAUCACUGCCCAGUGGCUCCCUGCUCCCAGGUCCCUGGAACUGUGUUCAGUAGCUGCGGUCCCUCCUGCCCGCGCUCUUGUGAUGACCUGGCUCACUGUGAAUGGCACUGCGAGCCGGGCUGCUAUUGCACGGGGGCGCGGGUUCUCAGCAACAACGGAACAUCCUGUGUGGAGAAGGAGGACUGCCCCUGCUUGGACUUGACCGCAGGCCAACGCCUCGCACCCGGGGAAGUGGUGCCGGCCCUGGACGGCUGCAACAACUGCACUUGCGAGGGAGGGAGACUCACCUGCAGCAGACACCCUUGUCCGGCGGACGGCGGCUGGUGCGAGUGGUCCGGCUGGAUGCCUUGCACGCGGACCUGUGGGGCGGAGCGGAUCUCCCGUUACCGUAGCUGCGGGUGUCCGGAGCCGAAAGGGGGAGGGGCGGCCUGCCCCGGGGAGCAGGAGAUCCACGGAGGGGUCGGUGUUCAGAUCCAGAGACAGCCCUGCCCCUCCAUAUCCUUCUGUCCAGUUCACGGGUUAUGGGGGUCCUGGAGCUCGUGGUCCGAGUGCAACGCGUGCGCCGGGGUAUCCGUGCGGAGCCGGGAGUGCAACAGCCCUCCGGCCAGAUUUGGGGGGCUGCCCUGCCUGGGGGAGCGACGCCAGAGUCGCAGCUGCCAUGACAACACCACCAUCUGUUCGGACUGCGGUGGAGGGCAGGAAGAGUGGCCUUGUGGGAAGCCCUGUCCGCGCUCCUGCUCAGACCUCCACGGUGACAGCGAGUGCAUGGACAGAUCAGAGUGCGCACCCUCCUGCGGUUGCCCGGGCGACCUGGUCCUGCAGGACGGCCAGUGUGCGCGGCAAGAGGAGUGCCCCUGCAGGUUCGACAACGGCAGCAAAGGUGAGGGGGGGUCCAGUGGAAUUGACUCAGCCAAUUCCUCAUGGGUGUGGCCUGGUCAUGCAGACUGGUCGUGGGUAGAUCCAGGAGAGAUCAUCGUCACCGCCUGCAAAAACUGCACCUGUGAGCAGGGUGUUAUGCAGUGUCGGUCGGUUCCUGGUUGUCAUGUGGAUGGCGGAUGGAAAUCCGGCCCUUGGUCUGACUGGUCACCCUGGACAACGUGCUCGGUGAGCUGCGGGGGUGGGGAGCGGUCGCGGACACGUGUGUGCCGCUUGCCCCCGUGCGUAGGUGUGGCUCGGCAGAGCAAGACCUGUAACACUCACGUGUGUCUUGAGGUGGGCUGUCCGCCUGGCCGUCUGUACCGGGAGUGUGAGUGGGGGGAGGGCUGCCCCUUCAGCUGCGCCCAGGUCAGCGGACAAGAGGGCUGCUACAACGACGGCUGCGAGGAGGGCUGCCACUGUCCCCCUCGAACCUACCAGCACCGGGGAUCCUGUAUGCAGGAGUGCCCCUGCAAGGUGGACGCAGAGCUCCUCUCGUCACUGCGCAACAUUUCGGCGAUCGCUGACCCUCAAGAUGCCGGAGGCCAAAACCUGACCGAGGGGGCGGAGCUACAGUCCGGAGAUGUACUGACACAUGAGUGCAGUUCCUGCUCUUGUCAGCAUGGUCGGUGGAACUGCUCCCUCACUCCCUGCCCCGUGCAUGGGGGUCUGUCCCCGUGGGGCCCUUGGAGCCCCUGCUCGCUGUCGUGUGGGGGCGUUGGGCAGAAAUUCCGCACCAGGAGCUGCACUAACCCAACCCCAGCACACGGAGGCCAGGACUGCCAGGGGACACUGCAGGAGAACACCUACUGCCAGGCUCCAGACUGCCCAGAUGAGAAUGCAGGAUUUUCUCCUUGGACCACUUGGAGCCCAUGUUCUCGGUCCUGCAGCGAUAUUGAAACCCCAGCCUGGAAGUCACGACAUCGGGAGUGUGUCCUGCCACCCUGUGCUGGGGAGCUCCAUCAGGAAAGAGCCUGUAAUCUGCCCCAGUGUCCUGACAGGGGACCUUGUCAGGGAGAGGAAUGUGCAGACAGGAAUUGCUCUUGGACGGAGUGGGCUGCUUGGGGUGCAUGCUCUCGCUCCUGCGGCGUCGGGCAGCAGCAGCGCCUACGGACCUAUGUGGCACCUGGUACUAACGGGUCCUGGUGUGAAGGCAUCCUGGGGGGAAAUGUCGAGAGCCGCUUUUGCAACAUCCGAGCAUGCCGAGUGAAUGGGGGCUGGUCCCGCUGGAGCCCCUGGUCUGUUUGUGACAAGCCAUGCGGGGGUGGACGAUCCCUCCGAACACGGUCCUGCUCUAACCCUCCUCCCAAGAAUGGGGGGCAAAACUGUGACGGGGACAAGAACCAAGUGAAGCCGUGUAACACCAGACCCUGCGAUGACAAAGGGUGUCCACCAGGACAGGAGUUUGUACCAUGUGCUAACGGGUGCCCACAGCGUUGCUCUGACCUGCAACAGGGCAUCCGGUGCCAGGGGAGCAGCGAGUGCCAGGCUGGAUGUCGCUGCCCUCCAGGUCAGCUGGAGCAAGACGGCGUCUGCGUACACACCUGGCAAUGCGACUGCACCGACGCUCUGGGUCGCAGCUGGGCUGCUGGCAGCUGGCACAGGGACGACUGCAACAACUGCAGCUGCACGGAUGGGCUCCUCUCCUGCACCAACCACAGCUGCACCCGGGUCAGCUGCACCUGGAGCACCUGGUCCGCCUGGGCGCCCUGCAGCACCUCCUGCGGGCCGGGCGUGAGAACACGUUUCAGGUCACUGAUCCCGAACUCUCUGGAUGCAGACUGCGAAGGCGAGGAGGUGGAAAGAAAACCAUGUGACCCAGGGCUGUGCCCACCCCUUUGUGUCCAUGACGACCGCGAGCUCUCAGUGGGAGACACAUGGCUACACGGGGAGUGUCAGCAGUGUACCUGCACCCCCGAGGGAGACUACUGCCAGGACAUAGAGUGUCGAGUGGAUGGUGGGUGGACGCCCUGGUCUGUCUGGUCGGACUGCCCGGUGACCUGCGGGCACGGGACACAAAUCCGGACCCGGGCCUGCGUAAACCCACCACCACGUAACAACGGCACUGAGUGCCCUGGUCCUGAAAGAGAAGCCCAGAACUGCCACACCCCACCUUGCCUUGAUGACCUUUGCCCCUGGUCCCCAUGGUCCGCGUGCUCCCGUAGCUGCGGUGCAGGGGUGAUCUUGCGGCGCCGGAGGUGCAUCUGUGCAGAGGAGGGCGACACCUCCUGUCCGGCUGAGGUGGAGGAGGAGCAGAACAGGGAGGAGACCCAGCUCUGUUACAGGCAGCCCUGCCCAGACUGCCCGAUGUCUGAGUGGAGCGAGUGGACGCAGUGCUCCUGCGUGGCUCCGAGGCAGCAGCGAUACCAAACACCGCUCUCUCCCGCCAUCAAGGGACAGCAAUGCCCAGAGCUCCUCACCCAGAGCAGGAGCUGUGAACCUGGAAGCUGCCAGGAGUGCGAGGAGCCGUUCCAGUAUCUUGAGUGUGGCUCACCAUGUGAGAAGAUGUGUUCAUUGCAUGACCACAAGGAGGAGUGCGUAGGGUCUGCCGCGUGCACCCCUGGCUGCUACUGUCCUCAGGGCCUGCUACAGCAGAACGGAACCUGCGUUGCGCCCGCGCAGUGCGGUUGCGUGGCCCUCCUUCACCACAGCGUCGAGAGGCCCGUGUCCCUUACCGUCCCACAGGGGGCACAAGUGACAGUUGGUUGCAGUACCUGUCUCUGUCAGGACGGCGGACUGCGGUGCGACAGCCGUGAGUGUGAGGCAUCCCCGAGCGAGUGGUCCGAGUGGACCCCCUGCUCCCCGUGCGUGCCGCCGUCCUCCCCGCGGUUCGCGACGGCGCCCCCGGACGCCGCCCGGCUCGUGUCGGUCCAGCGGCGGUACCGCACCUGCCUGGACCUGGACUCCGGGCUGCCGGUCAGCGAGGAGACGGGACGCUGCAGCGGGGAGAUGGAGGAGGAGCGGCUGUGCCCGGACCCUGCUGCCUGUCAAGACCUUUGCCAGUGGAGUGCGUGGGGCCAUUGGAGCUCGUGCCUGGACCCCUGCAGCGGGGGCUUCCGUCAGCGCAGCAGAGAGGCCCGGGCCUCCCCGGAGGGACCCCGGUGUCGUGGGCAACGCUCCCAGACACAGAGCUGCAACACGGCCCUCUGCCCAGGAGAGCGGUGUGAGGACCGGGGACGCACUUACCACGCAUCCUGUGCCAACCAGUGUCCCCGCAGCUGCGCAGACCUGUGGGAACACGUGCAGUGUCUGCAGGGAGCCUGCCAGCCGGGGUGUCGAUGCCCAGAUGGGCAGCUCAUGCAAGGCGGACGCUGCGCUCGAGCGUCCGAGUGCCGCUGCGGCGUCCCCGUCGAGAAUGGCACCCUUGAGAUCGAGCCUGGAGAGAACGUGACCGUUAACUGCAAUACCUGCACGUGCAAGAACGGCUCUCUGGCCUGCAGCAACCUACCCUGCCCCGUCUAUGGCCCCUGGGGACCCUGGAGCGCCUGCUCCUCCACCUGCGGGAGUGGGAGCAGGAGCCGGACUCGACGGUGCCAGGAUACAGAAGGAGGACCACCCUGCAUGGAUACCGUGCAAGAACAGCCCUGUCUGCUGCCCCCAUGUCCAGCGGGCUGCAUCCUCAGCGAGUGGUCUGCCUGGAGUGCGUGCAGCACCUCCUGUGGCGGAGGACUAUCAGUGCGGAACAAGACAAUUCUACAGGAGCCUGAGCUGGGGGGGCAAGACUGUCCCUCGCCCUUAGAGCAACACAGUGCCUGUAAUACAAACAGCUGUGAGCCAGAGUGCCCUGAGGAUCAGCUGUUCAGCAUCUGUGCCAAUUCCUGUCCCUACACCUGUGAAGACCUGUGGCCCGAGACCCAGUGUGUGCCAGGACCCUGCCACCCAGGGUGCACCUGUCCACCAGGGAAGGUUCAGCAUGGAGGAUCCUGCGUGCCCCACGGCGAAUGUCCCUGCUCAUCCCUCUUUCUGCACGGUCUCUGGAACCUCACUGAUGAUUAUCAUCGGGAUGUGAUUCCUGCUGGAACGGUCAUACAGUGGCUCUGCAACGCCUGUGUUUGCCAGGAGGGUAUGUUUAACUGCACCGACGAAUCCUGUGAUGUGGAUUGUCAGUGGGGGGACUGGUCUGAGUGGGGGCCCUGCUCUGCAACCUGUGGUUCCGGAGAGCAGCGAUCAGAACGGACAGAGUUUCGGAGUCGACAGUAUGGAGGGGCAGAGUGUGAGGGUCCCGCAUGGCGCACCAGGCCCUGCCAGGCACAGGACUGCGCAUGUCCUGUGGGAGAGCGAUGGAGGAGAAGUGCGCCGGGGGUGAAUGUACCCCCAUGUGAGAGGAGCUGUGGUGAAAUGUACCAGACCACACCCCCAGAGUGCGGCGGUCCAGGAAAGAGAGAGGGCUGCAUGUGCCAGGAUGGGCGGUACCGAAACGCUGAGGGCGAGUGUGUGAUCGCUGCACUCUGCGAGUGUGAAGAUGAUGGAGUGCAACGAAAGGCCGGUUCCGAGUGGGUAAAGGGGUGCCAGACUUGCCGCUGUGUCAAUGGCCUGACGCAGUGCCAGCUGGGAUGCCCCUUGCUGCAGUGCGAGGAGGGUGAGGUGAAGGUAGAGGAACCAGGAAGCUGCUGCCCAGUCUGCAGGAAGGAAUUCCCUGGGGAACCAGAGGCGCAGUGUCGCCGCUACACUGAGGUCAGGAACAUCACUAAGGGAGACUGUCGUCUUGACAACGUGGAAGUCAGCUACUGCAGGGGGCGCUGUUUGUCUAGGACUGAUGUCAUUCUCGAGGAGCCCUAUCUGCAGGCUGCGUGCGACUGCUGCAGCUACAGGCUGGACCCUGACAAUCCUGUGCGCUUCCUCAGCCUGCGCUGUGAAAGUGGAGACAGUGAGCCCGUGGUCCUGCCUGUCAUCCACAGCUGUGAAUGCACCAGCUGCCAGGGUGGGGACUUUUCCAGACGCUGAUUAUACUUAGAGGGACAGGUGGACAUCCCUGGACAGCCCGUGCUCUCUGCGCUUCCGGAGCCCUUGAAUGAUUUUGCGCUGUAGAUUGUAGUCAUUAUAUGACUGAUUUUUAUAUUAUAGAGUGCUUUAUGAAACUCUCUGAGGUCCUUAAUCUGUACAGCUUUUCCUUAUUCUGCCAAUAAAUAUAAAGCG
Scleropages formosus (Asian bonytongue) is the source of this 16171-nucleotide messenger RNA. It is a transcript of the gene sspo, whose product is annotated as SCO-spondin. Gene Ontology annotation, molecular function: protein binding. Gene Ontology annotation, cellular component: extracellular matrix. NCBI's taxonomy places the organism in Eukaryota, Metazoa, Chordata, Actinopteri, Osteoglossiformes, Osteoglossidae. The transcript has 107 exons. The record is from RefSeq and is a predicted model, not a curated record.